Molecule: messenger RNA, 1559 nt
Organism: Drosophila innubila
Lineage: Eukaryota; Metazoa; Arthropoda; Insecta; Diptera; Drosophilidae
Gene: TSG101
Product: tumor susceptibility gene 101 protein
Exons: 7
Coding region: 118-1344 (408 amino acids)
Biological process (GO): endosome to lysosome transport; protein transport; protein modification process
Cellular component (GO): ESCRT I complex
Molecular function (GO): ubiquitin binding
Source: RefSeq, a predicted model, not a curated record
AACUGGGUUGGGCACAAAAUACCUUCAGCGACGAAUUAAAGAAAUUUAUUUAGAAACAAAUCGUAUUAAUUGCAAGGUGCAGUGUUCAAAUUUCACUAAAUAUAUCAACAAAGUAUAAUGCCUGCAAUAGAGGAGGCAGAAAUCAAUAAAUAUCUUUCAAAGUAUAAAAAUGUGGCCGCUACAAGAAAAGAUGUUGUCGACGUUCUUACUACGUAUCGCAGUUUGACCUACGAUCUGCAGAAAUUUGUUUUUAAUGAUGGAAGCUCGAAGGAUUUGUUUACAUUGCAAGGCACUAUACCCGUGGUCUAUAAAAAUAACACCUACUACAUUCCCAUUUGCAUAUGGCUGAUGGACACUCAUCCCCAAAAUGCACCCAUGUGCUUUGUGAAACCGACGCCCACCAUGCAGAUAAAGGUGUCCAUGUAUGUGGACCACAAUGGCAAGGUGUAUCUACCCUAUCUGCAUGACUGGCAACCGCAUAGAUCAGAUCUUCUAUCACUUAUACAAGUUAUGAUUGUGACAUUCGGUGAUCAUCCGCCUGUAUACUCAAAGCCCAAGGAGCAAGUUGCUGCUCCAUAUCCAACAAACUCUUUUAUGCCGCAACCUGGUGGACAAGGUGCUGCUAAUUCGUUUCUGCCUUAUCCAAGUUCCAGUGGCACUGGCGGCGGCAAUUUUCCGCCUUAUCCCACUGCUGCUGGUUCCUUUUAUCCACCAAGUGGUGGACCCGCAGGUGGCUCCGGCGGAUACCCUCCCUAUAUGAAUUACCCACAACCGGGCGGAUAUUCAGGUAGCGCUGGCUAUAAUCCUGCGGCAUCUGCAAAUUCCAGUUCAACAGGCACCAUUACGGAGGAGCACAUCAAAGCAUCACUUAUUAGCGCUGUGGAGGACAAGUUGAGGCGUCGCAUACAGGAAAAAGUCAAUCAAUAUCAGGCUGAAAUAGAAACAUUGAACCGUACGAAACAGGAAUUGGUGGAGGGCAGUGCCAAGAUUGAUGCCAUCGUAACUCGCCUGGGCCGCGAGCAAGUCGAUCUACAAAAGAACAUCAGCAUAUUGCGGGACAAGGAGGAGGAAUUGAAGAAAAGUCUGGAGACUCUAGAGAAUGCUGAGGCCAUAGAUCCCGACGAAGCUGUCACCACCACAGCUCCAUUAUAUAGACAAUUACUUAAUGCCUAUGCUGACGAAGCGGCCACCGAGGAUGCCAUAUACUACUUGGGUGAGGGACUCCGUGGCGGUGUCAUUGAUCUAGAGACGUUCUUGAAACAUGUGCGCACUCUCUCACGCAAACAGUUCAUAUUGCGGGCUACAAUGCAAAAGUGUAGACAAAAGGCUGGACUGGCUGGCUAGGAGGAGAUGCUUUCAUAUUCAUGUGGUCGUCCCGUCUGUUAAAAUAAUUAUUAUUUUCACUAUUUGCAGUUUUAAAGUGCAACUAAUAAUCAAACCGCACAUAAUGAUAUGUUAAUUUGAAAUACAUAUUCGGUCUUGUUUUUUAAGCUUAAAUUGAAUCUUUAACAAAUUUGAAAUGUAUACUUAUUGUAUGAAUAAAACCCAACGUACACUUA